This is a messenger RNA of Terrapene triunguis (Three-toed box turtle), 6151 nucleotides long. RefSeq names its product signal peptide, CUB domain and EGF like domain containing 3 (gene SCUBE3). Gene Ontology annotation, biological process: signal transduction. NCBI's taxonomy places the organism in Eukaryota, Metazoa, Chordata, Testudines, Emydidae. The transcript is spliced from 23 exons. Gene Ontology annotation, cellular component: cell surface. The coding region runs from base 1 to 2979 and encodes 992 amino acids. The record is from RefSeq and is a predicted model, not a curated record. Gene Ontology annotation, molecular function: calcium ion binding.
AUGUCAGGUCUGCGGAUCGGUGUGGGCAGCAGCAAGAGCGUUGAAGCGGAAGGAAAAGAUGUUGACGAAUGCGUUGAGGGGACUGACAACUGCCACAUUGACGCCCUCUGCCAGAACACCCCCAAAUCCUACAAGUGCAUCUGCAAGUCCGGAUACUCCGGGGACGGGAAGCAUUGCAAAGACGUCGAUGAGUGCGAGCGGGACGACAACGCUGGCUGCGUCCACGACUGUGUCAACAUCCCAGGGAAUUAUCGCUGCACCUGCUACGACGGCUUCCGCCUGGCGCACGAUGGCCACAACUGCCUGGAUCUGGAUGAGUGCUCGGAGGGGAACGGCGGCUGCCAACAGACCUGCGUCAACAUGAUGGGGAGCUACGAAUGCCACUGCCGGGACGGCUUCUUCCUGAGUGACAACCAGCACACUUGUAUCCAGCGCCCGGAAGAAGGAAUGAACUGCAUGAACAAGAACCACGGCUGUGCCCACAUCUGCCGGGAGACCCCCAAGGGGGGCAUUGCCUGCGAGUGCCGGCCGGGCUUUGAGCUCACCAAGAACCAGCGGGACUGCAAAUUGACCUGCAACUAUGGAAAUGGAGGAUGCCAACACACGUGUGACGAUACAGACCAAGGGCCCAAGUGUGGCUGCCAUGUGAAGUUUGUGCUGCACGCUGAUGGGAAAACGUGCAUAGGGGAGAGGCACCUCCAGCAACACGUUACCCCCCAGACGUUUUCUAAUGAGACCUGCGCCGUGAACAAUGGGGGCUGUGACAGCAAGUGCCAUGAUGCAGCCACGGGUGUGCACUGCAGCUGCCCAAUGGGCUUCAUGCUGCAGCCAGACAGGAAAACUUGCAAAGAUAUCGACGAGUGCCGGCUGAACAAUGGCGGCUGCGACCACAUCUGCAGGAACACGGUGGGCAGCUUCGAGUGCAGCUGUAAGAAAGGCUACAAGCUGCUGAUCAACGAAAGGACCUGCCAAGAUAUUGACGAAUGCUCCUUCGACAGGACCUGUGACCACGUCUGUGUCAACACCCCAGGGAGCUUCCAGUGCCUGUGUCACAAGGGCUACACGCUGUACGGGCUCACCCACUGUGGAGACAUCGAUGAAUGCAGCAUCAACCGAGGAGGCUGCAAAUUCGGCUGCGUAAACGCCCCUGGCAGCUACGAGUGUACCUGUCCGGCCAGCUGCAAACUGCACUGGAACAAAAAGGACUGCAUAGAGCUGGUGAAAUGCCUGACGGGCCCCAUCUCUCACCGGGCCAUGCUCACCUGCAACAAGAACGGCAAGAAGGACAGUUGCUCCCUCACCUGCAUCUCCAAGGCCCGCUUCCUGCCAGAGUCCGACAGCAGCUACACGGUGAGCUGUGGGACGCCCAUCCUGCGCCAGGGGGCCCAGCAGAGGCCUGGCAACAGCAGCCAUCACUGCGUGGAGACUGUCGCUGCUCCAAUCAAACAAAAGGCUUCCUUCAAGAUCAAGGACGCCAAGUGCCACCUGCACCCGCGCGUGAAGGGGAAGCAGGACGAGUCGGGGAAGCACGGGGCGCCAGGCGGGGCGGCCCCCUGCUCGGAUUGCCAGGUGACCUUCGUGAACCUCAAGUGUGACUCAUCAAAGAAGGGCAAAGGCCGCCGGGCCCGCAACUCCCCCAACAAGGAGGUGACACGCAUCACCCUGGAGUUUGAGGCAGAAAUCAAACCGGAAGAGGUCACAGCCAGCUGCAAUAUUAACUGCCUGCGGCAGAGGGUGGAGAAGAAGCUGAAGUCUGCAAUCAAGGCCCUGAAGAAGUCCAUAAACCAGGAGCGAUUCCUGAUCCGCUUCGCGGGCAUGGAUUACGAGGUGGCGCGGAAGCUGAGCAUGUCCCCGGAAAGGCAGGAGAGCUGUGGGCCGGGGCAGCAAAGGCUAGGAUCCAAGUGUGUUAGCUGCCUGCAGGGAAUGUAUUACCACGGUCAGAUGGAGCAGUGUGUCCCUUGCCCCCCAGGGACCUACCAGGAGAAAGAAGGCCAGCUCUCUUGUGACCUUUGCCCUGGAAGCGAUGCGUAUGGCCCGGCUGGAGCAACAAACAUAACCACCUGUGCAGGUCAGUGUCCCCCUGGCCAUCACUCAGUGGACGGCUUCAUACCCUGCCAGCCGUGUCCCCGGGGCGCCUACCAGCCUGAAGCUGGGCGAGCUCUGUGCUUCCCUUGCGGUGGGGGGCUGACCACCAAACACGAGGGAGCCUUCUCCUUCCAGGACUGCGAUACCAAAGUUCAGUGCUCCCCGGGUCAUUACUACAAUACCAGCGUCCACCGCUGCAUCCGCUGUGCCGUGGGCACCUACCAACCAGACUUCCGCCAGAAUUACUGCAUCACCUGUCCCGGCAACACCACCACGGAUUUCGACGGCUCCACGUCCGUGUCCCAGUGUAAAAACCGCCAGUGCGGAGGGGAGCUGGGUGAAUAUACUGGCUACAUCGAGUCUCCCAACUACCCCGGCAACUACCCCGCCAACAUUGAGUGCACCUGGAACAUCAACCCCCCCCCAAAACGCAAGAUCCUCAUCGUGGUCCCGGAGAUCUUCCUACCAUCCGAGGACGAGUGCGGGGAUGUCUUGGUCAUGCGGAAAAACUCCUCCCCCUCCUCCAUCACAACCUAUGAGACGUGCCAGACGUACGAGAGGCCCAUAGCCUUCACCGCCAGGUCCCGCAAGCUGUGGAUCAACUUCAAAACCAGCGAGGCCAACAGCGCCAGGGGCUUCCAGAUCCCCUACGUCACCUACGACGAGGAUUAUGAACAGCUAGUGGAGGAUAUUGUCCGGGAUGGCAGGCUGUACGCCUCUGAAAACCAUCAGGAAAUAUUAAAGGACAAGAAGCUGAUGAAGGCUUUCUUCGACGUGCUGGCUCAUCCACAGAACUACUUCAAGUACACAGAGAAACACAAGGAGAUGUUACCGCGCUCUUUCAUCAAACUCCUCCGCUCCAAAGUCUCCAGCUUCCUCAGGCCUUACAAAUAGCCCCCAGGCAUUUCCACCCGCCCCAUGGGCUGCCCUCCGGCCAAGGAAACUUUCUUUUGCUCUUAUUUGAUGGUUUUUGGGUUUUUUUCCUAAACAGCUUUUUAAACAAACAGAAUCCCCAACUCUCACUAUGCAGACGACUCUAAACAAUUUCUCCUUGGCUUUCUUCAAACUCAUCUCAGCGCUGACUUUGUCUCCAGCAGGGGCGGUCUGUAAUCUCAAGGCAUCCCAUGCUCUGUUUUACUACGGAGGUGCAGCCCAUAACGAUUACCAGUCCCAGAUGGGGAUGCUCCUUCUCAGCCCAAGUGGCCUCUACAUGCCAAGGCAGCUGCGACCUGUUCUGUUUUAUGCAACUUAAGUGUAGCCACUCUGGUUGCCUUUUUGGCCCUUUGGAUAGCCCUUGAUUACUACACAUCUGCGUACAAAUCUGUCUCUGUUCCUAGGCGCCAUAAACACACCUACAGAGCCUGCACUCCUGGGAUAUAGUUUGGUAUUUUUGUUCCUGCUGUGGGGCUUUCUCCAGCUGCCAAAGCAAAGGAAAGUUGCUGCAGCCAGAAGGGGCUGUUUCUCAAAGAACUGAGCGCAAAGGAAGCCCUGAAUGUGGAAGGUAAUGCCUUAUUUAUCGCAGUGUUGUGGUUUAAAAAUAUAUAUAUAUCAACACAGCUUUGCAGGGGGGAUCGGGAAAAAAAUAUACUUUUUUGUUAAAAAAGAAUACUUAAAAAAAAAAAAAAAAAAAGACAACGCUGAAAAGCAUCACAGCAAAUGGCAGUUCCAGUGGGCGGAAGGGAGAUCUGCAUCUCUCCAGGGAGCUGGGUUGGUCUCUCUGCACUUGAAGAAAGCAUGGCCAAGCCGCGUUCUUGUAGAACAAUGGAUGAAUGGGAGAAAAAAGGUAAUGAACGAGAAGCCUUUCAGUUGGAUUCAUUUUUUUCCCCCAUGGACACUUGUGCCAAGAGACCAGACUCUCUUACCAGCUCUGCCAAAGAGUAACUCGUCGACAGAAAAGCAAGCGAUGUGAAGAGCAGGAGUAAAUGUUUGUGCACUAGGAUAUCGUCCUUUCUACCUUUUUCAUAUGUAUUAAGUGCAAUCAUUUGAGUCUUCUUUAUAUUAUUUAGAGGGAAGUUUUUUCUACUAGAAACUACAAUAUUUAUACCUGCCUAAGAAAUGAGAAUGUGUGUUUGUAACAAACAAAAACAAACCAAGGCUUCAAUUAACAGUGACCCAAACGUGAUGACGUUUUCAGACUUUGGAAUCUUUUCUUCUGAUAUUGGUCCCUAAUAAGGCAAAUCCACUUGAUGUUCCUUUUAUCAUUGACGCUUUUAUUCCGUCCUCCCCCUUAAAUCAGUUGAAUCUUUCCCUGAUGACUGGAAAGCACAAGAUCUUUUCUCAUCCACAAGUGUCUCCAGUGUGGUCAGUUUGUGCUAGGUCUCUGCUAUUGGAUGCAGAGUUACCAGUUUACACUCAGUUGCCGGUUACACUCCUUUGCUCUGCAGCAUGAAUUCUAGAACCCGGAAUGCUAAAGACUCUCAAACUUCUGUCAUUCGGGCUAACAAAUCCUCUCCGUUAGCUGCAGUAAUAUGGAGGCUUAUCUUGUCGUCAGUAGGUCUCCAGGCAUGAACAGCCUGAUUCUCCUCUCGUUCACCGCAGUGUAAAUCAGGAGUAACUCCACUGAAGUUAAUGGAGUUACAUCAUCAUAAAAACAGCAUGAGGGGAAGAAUGAGGCUCCAGACAGGCUUCCCUUCACACUCAUCUCCUGUGUCUCAGUGAACUUCAGUUUGGUUUGUAAGCAGCCCCUGGGGCUGAUCUCACCAGCUUUAGCUAUUGCCUGCUUUAUACAAGUGCUUGUUUAUAUUUUCAUGAAGAAACCAGCUAAUCUGUUUCCAUUUCCCAAAGAGUUGGAAGAAGCAGGGCAGGAUAUUGAGCCUGAUCCUGGAGGCAAAAUUCCCAUUGACUUUUGUGGGAGUUCUGUAUGAAUUAGGAAUCGACGAAUGAGGUGCAGAGAAACUCAGUGCAUGUUCCCAUGACUGCCCAUUUUGCUGGGACAUUGUUGUAUUAAACCGCUUGGGGAACCUAAUGGCCAAAGCUCCAUCAGACCCUUAGUUAAUUCAACCUUGAAAAGUCACCAUGUCUUUGGGGGAGAUGCACAAGUGCUAUUGGCGUCCAAUGAAAUGUGCUUCUAAAUCCCUUAGGUGCUUUUGAAAAUCUGCUGCCUCCUGCAGGGGUUCUCAAACUUAGUCACAGUGCAGGCCACAUCUCACUAGGGAGGUUGUCUUGUGGCCAGCUCCCCUUCCAUAUACAAUCACAGAGCUUCCAGGGGCCAACUCCAGCAGUUGCCUCCAUGAAAAAUACUAAUAUUUAAGCCAGCGUUUUCAAAAGUGGCCACUGACCUUGGGAGCGUCCAUUUGGGAACCCAACGUGAGACACCUUAGGCCAGCUGAGCUCCUGCUGCUCCCUUUGAUCUCGAUUGGGCUUUAAUGGCUGCAAGUAUCACCUGUCUAUUGAUGUCUUGCCAAUCUCCAUCUCUGCCAUAGCCCCACAUCUCAUCUGAUGUCUCAUCAGCUAAAACUGAAUGUAGCCAAAACUUCUCUCCCAUUAGCACUUCUCCUUCUUUCAACCUUGAGAUGCUGUCUGGCUCCUCACUCUCCCUUGCCCCAGGCACCCAGGCCAUUUCCAAAUCCUGCCACUCCUUCCUUGUGAACCUAAGAGCUGUUCUUUACCGGCCAUCUCCGCAGCCAGAUCUCUGUCAGGCCCUUAUUAGACUCUUCCUCUGGUCUCCCGUGUCCAUGCGCACCACCGUGCAACAUGCAGAUUGCACCACUUUGCUGGAUCUCCAUCCGCAAUCACGUCACCUUUGUCCGCGGUGGUACCUAACUCUGCCUCUUCCUUCUUAUCCUCCCUUGUCUGGCUUCAUGUUGCCCCCCAACCUCCACUCCACCACUAUUCCCGCCCGGUUGUCAGCCUCUAGCACAGUCACCUUUGUGCCUUCUUCCGGGCAGCCCCCUAUGCCCGGUGCAAUCUCAGUGACCACAUCCUGUCCACAUUUAAGUCUAUCUUUAAAGACCCACUUCUGCCAUGUGGUGAAUCCAGUUGACUUGUAUACAGGUUUCCUAUUUGUUGUUCUCCACUUCCAGCAGUCUCUGUCUCCUUUGACUGUGAGCAACUCGGGGCAGGAACA